Chlorella variabilis is the source of this 1530-nucleotide messenger RNA. RefSeq lists its product as hypothetical. Gene Ontology annotation, biological process: transmembrane transport. Gene Ontology annotation, cellular component: membrane. The transcript is spliced from 8 exons. The record is from RefSeq and is a predicted model, not a curated record. Lineage: Eukaryota; Viridiplantae; Chlorophyta; Trebouxiophyceae; Chlorellales; Chlorellaceae. The coding region runs from base 1 to 1530 and encodes 509 amino acids. Gene Ontology annotation, molecular function: antiporter activity; xenobiotic transmembrane transporter activity.
AUGCGGCGCCGCGGCCGCGCCCGGUCGUCGGCGGAGCCCGCCAGCGCUCGCAGCGACGAUACCAGCGAGGCGGGAGGCAGCGCUGGUGAGGGAGCAGGCAGCGGCGCGAGCGCAGCAGCAGCAGCGGCGGGCGACGACGCGGCGCCUGCAGCGCACAAGCAAGCAGGCGCCCACCCCGCACCCCACCCCGGCAUCGAGGCGGAGAUCCUGGCCAUCACGCUGCCCACGCUGGCCACCCUGGCCGCUGACCCCCUCGCCUCUCUCGUCUCCACAGGCUUUGUGGGGCGCCUGGGCGCGGUGCCGCUGGCGGCGGCGGGGGUCGCGCUCUCUGUAUACAACUCCGCCACCAAGCUGCUCAACAUGCCGCUGCUGGCGGUGACCACGUCCUCGGUGGCGCAGGCGAUGGGGGCGGAGGCGGGCGGGGAGCAGGCGGGCGGCGGGCGGGGAGCCCUGGCCGGCGCCGUGUCCGCCGCGCUGGCGCUGGCGCUGGCCACGGGGCUGGCCCAGGCCGCGCUGCUGGCGGCGUUUGGCGGGCGGGGGCUGGCCCUGUGGGGCGCGCCGGCGGGCAGGCCCCUCCACCCAGACGCCGCCGCCUACCUGGGCAUCCGAGCGCUGGCGGCGCCCGCCACCGUGCUCAUGCUUGUUCUGCAGGGCUGCUUCAGGGGCCUGGGCGACACGCGCGUGCCGCUUGUGGCCACCCUGCUGGCCAACGGGCUCAACGUCCUGCUGGAGCCGCUGCUCAUCUUUGGCGCGGGGUGGGGCGUGCGCGGCGCGGCGGCGGCGGUGGGGCUGUCGCAGGCGGCGGCCGUGGCGGUGCUGCUGGCCAUGCUGCGCCGCCGCGUGCCGCUGCGCCUGGCGGGCGGCGCCUCGCUGGCGCACAGCCUUCGCUCCCUGGGCUCCACGGGGCUGCUGGCGCUGCGCACGCUAGGCGUCAUGGGCGUCUACUCGCUGGCCACCAGCCUGGCGGCGCGCACCCAGCCCGCCCACGCAGCCGCCCACCAGAUUGCCUUCCAGGCGCGGCGGGCCCUUGCGGUGGCGGCGCAGACGCUGCUGGCGCGCUGCGUGGCGGCGGGGCAGCGGCAGGCGGGGCGCACGGUGGCGCGCCGCACGUUGCAGGCGGCGGCGGCGCUGGGCGGCCUGCUGGCGGCGCUGCUGGCGGCGGGGCAGGCGCCCAUCGCCCGCCUGUUCACCUCAGACCCCGCGGUGCUGGCUGCCCUGGCCUGCAUCUUUCCUGCGGUGGUUGCCAGCCAGCCCCUCAACUCCCUGGCAUUCUGCAUGGACGGAAUCCUGUACGGCAUGCCCGGAGGCUUCGCCUACGCGGCGGCAGCCAUGAUGGCCGCCUGCCUGCCCGCCGGCGCCGUCAUGCUGGCCGGCAGCCGCCUGGCGGCGCGCCUGCCCCUCCCGGCGGCGUUUGAUGCGCAGCUGGCGGCGGUGUGGGCGGGCCUGGCCACGCUCAUGGCGCUGCGCUUCCUCACCCUCUUCAUCCCGCUGCUGCGCCGCAGCCCGCCCUUUGACAAGCUGGGCGGCUGA